Molecule: messenger RNA, 2648 nt
Organism: Lagopus leucura (white-tailed ptarmigan)
Lineage: Eukaryota; Metazoa; Chordata; Aves; Galliformes; Phasianidae
Product: protein scribble homolog
Exons: 4
Coding region: 1069-1398 (109 amino acids)
Source: RefSeq, a predicted model, not a curated record
UCCCCAAGGCAGGGGGUUGGAAUUAGAUGAUCUUUAAGGUCCCCUCCAACCUGAGCCAUUCUGUGACUCUGUGAUAUGUAUGAGGAGCAGCCACGGUUUGUUCAGCUGAGAGAAGACAGAGGGGAGGCUUCGUGGCAGCCUGCAGCUCAUUCGUGGCAGCCCACAGCCAACUUAUGAUCUCUGCUGUUUGGUGACAGCAACAGGGCCCAAAGAAACAGCGCAGAGCUGUGUCAGUAGGGUCAGGCUGGGGGUGAGGGAAAGAUUCUGCACCAGAAUGUGGGCUUGGAACAGGCUCCCCAGGGUGGUGGUCGUGGUUCCAAACCCGUCAGUAGUGCUGAAGAAGCAUUUGGACAAUGCUCUUAGAGUUGUGGUUUAACACUCACCUUGCCCUUUGUGGAGUCGGGAGCUGGACUCAGUGCUUGCCAUGGGUUCCUUCCAACUCAGUUAUCCUGUUUUACAAUGGUCAAACAAAAGUAAAUGCUGACAGAUGGUCAGAUAUGUAUGAGCAUGCAGCGUACAUGGAGGUGAUGAAGUGUGCGUGCACACACGUGUGCUCAUGCCCUGUACUCCAUCAGUCAGCUUUACACACACACACACACACAAACCUCUUUGCAGCCACUGCUGAGCCUUUUGCACUGAUCUGCUGAUGUUUCCAGUCCUCCCAGCACGUGAGGAGGGCGUUCUCUAGACAUGUAGUCUCUGAAGCAAGCACUUCUGGGCACAUCAUCCAGGUUGCCCUCUUCUGCAGCAGUUGGUGCUGGGAAGGACGAGGUGUAGGAGCCUGUUGUAACCAUGGCUGCUCCCCUUUCAGACAUACAUUUCUCCUUGCCAGGGUAUGUUCCUGUAUCUGUUUCUUUCUCUCCCUGUAUUUGUCCACUGUAAUGUUCAUUACCAUCAUCUCCUCUUCCUUCUCCUUUUCCUCUUCCUCUCUUCCUCCUCCUCCUCCUCCUCCUCCUCCUCAGAUCCUCAACUCUUGAAGACAGUAUUAAACAGUACGAGCAGGAUCUGGCCAGGAAGCUGUACCAGUCCCGGCAAUGGGCUCCUGCUCCCGGGGCCAGGCCAGCUCAGAUGCCUAGUCCAGUGCAGAGUCACGCCUCGAGAACCCCUGGGUCAGGAAACCAAUCCAGGAUGAAAUCCCUUGAACAGGAUGCUCUUAAAGCCCAAAUGGUCAUUGCCAAGUCCAAGGAGGGAAAGAAGCGCAGCACUCUGGAGCAGGUGACAGAGUCACCUUCACCCGUUCCUACCCCGUCACCAACACCACUGGAAGAUUGCAGUCCCAGGAACGUCACUUCACCAGGAAGGCUGUCCAUGUCUGAAAAGAAGUUUGACUACCGGGAAUUUGCUGCUAUUCCUUCCUCCAAACCUGUUUACGAAAUCCAGGUAUUCACUGCAUGCUGAAUUUCUGCCUGCUGUCGGAUGGGUCAGGGCUUGAUUUAGUGGAAGUGCUGCAUAUGAUGUGACGACCCUCAGAGGCUGAAUGGUGUGAGGAAGAGCUCUUCAGGGUGCCCCCCGUGUAUGGGGCAAUGACAGCUGGCCAUGCUGCACUGAGGAGCCACUGGAGGCGUCAGUCAGGUGUUAAGAAGUUGGUCCAGAUGGUUUUAAAAGCGAUGGCAAAGCCUUUGCAAAUACAAAGCAAUCACAUUUUCACCUUAACUGAUCCUGAAAUGUUUUCAAGCGAAAGAUGAGAACUGAAAGGGAAGGAGAAAAGGUUGCCAACUAAUUGCAAAUGGGAGCUGGUGUUAACUUCAGGGUGGAAUUAUCCAGCAGCCUGCCCCAGAAGCAGCUGUGCUGACAGCUUUCUAAGUUUUAGCUCUGCUGCAGAUAAUCAUGAAGUAAUAAGUUCAUAUGGCAUUAUUAAAAUGAAUAGUGAGCUCUUCUGAAACGUUUGCUAAGCUUAGGGUAAGUAUUAAGUACAAAUUUGGAUUAAUAGAUGAACAAAUGCAGAGCACUUUGACUUCUCUGUCCUUGAAGCACUGUGUGCAGAUAGGCUAAAUUUUCUGUAAGAGCAAAAUAAAUAGGGCUUGGGAUAUUGAUACCAGUCCCCAAGUUUAUCAUCCUGUGUGGAUGAGGAAGGAACUCCUGGAUGAACAGAAUCCUGUCCACCUGGGAAGACUAUAGGAAUGUUGUCAGGGCCUCUGUGGAUGCAGUGAGAAAGGCAGAGACCUUCUGGGAAUUAAACCUUGCAAAGGAGGUAAAGGACAACAAAAUAAGAGGUUUUUUAAAGUAUGUCAACAGUAAAAGGAAGACCAGGGAAGAUGUGGGUCCCCUACUGAAUGAAGUGGGUGCCUUGGUAACAGGGGAUGCUGAGAAGGCAGAGAUUCUGAAUGCCUGCUUUGCUUCGGUGCGUAAUGCUAAGUCUAGCGCUUGGGAAUCCCAAACCCUGCAGGUAAGAGAGAGUGUCUGGGGAAAGGAAGGCUUUCCGUUGGUUGAGGUGGGUCUGGUUAGGGAGCACGUAGCCAAAAUCAACGCUCACAUCCACGGGCCCCAACGGGAUGCACCCACGUGUGCUGAGAGCGAUGCAGCGAUGAUUGCUGAACUGCUCUCUGGUUGGAUACCUGUGUUCCCCAAGGUUCAGUGCUGGGUCUGGUCUUGUUCAACAUCGUCAUUGAUGACCUGGAUGAAGGGAUAGAGUCCACCCUCAGCGUGUU